AUGGCAAUGGAGAAGAAGGUUGUUCUAGUUGUUGCUUUAUCGUUUGCUCUACUUCUGAGCUUAGCCCAGUGCUUCGAUUUCCAUGAAAAGGAUCUGGAGACGGAAGAUAGUCUCCGGGACUUGUACGAGAGUUGGAGGAAUCAUCACAUGGUUACUCGAGAUCCCUUAGAGAAGCCAAAGCGUUUCAAUGUGUUCAAAGAGAAUGUUAAGUUCAUUCAUGAAUUCAACAAGAAGGAUCAUCCUUACAAGUUGAAGCUUAACAAGUUUGGUGACCUCACCAACCUUGAGUUCAGGAAUCUCUACGCAAGCUCCAAGGUAAAGCAUCACAGCAUGAUGAGAGGGUCUUCACGUGAAGCCACUGGUGGAUUCAUGUACGAGAAGUUCGAUAAAGUCCCUUCCUCCAUCGAUUGGAGAGCCAAAGGUGCCGUCACCCCUGUCAAGAACCAAGGCCAAUGUGGAAGUUGCUGGACUUUUUCAACUGUUGUUGCGGUCGAGGGCAUAAACCAAAUCAAAACCCAGAACCUGCUGUCCUUGUCUGAGCAGCAACUGGUGGAUUGCGACACAGGGGAUGGUAACCAAGGCUGUAAUGGAGGUCUCAUGGAUCGUGCGUUUGAGUACAUCAAGAAGGUUGGAGGGAUCACUACAGAGGAGAGUUAUCCCUACACAGCCACAAAUACAACUUGUGCUGUAUCCAAGGUGAAUGCUCCCCUGGUGACAAUUGAUGGACAUGAGAACGUUCCUCCUUUCGAGAUUUCCUUGAUGAAAGCUGUAGCAAACCAACCUGUCUCUGUUGCCAUUGAUGCUAGUGGUCAAGCUUUCCAGUUCUACUCAGAGGGAGUAUUCACUGGACCCUGUGGGACAGAACUGGAUCAUGGAGUGGCAGCUGUAGGGUAUGGAACAACUGUUGAUGGAACCAAGUACUGGACCGUGAAGAACUCAUGGGGAGCAGAUUGGGGAGAACAAGGUUACAUUAGAAUGAAGCGUGGAAUACCAGCCCAAGGAGGAUUGUGUGGUAUAGCCAUGGAAGCUUCUUAUCCUAUCAAAAUCUCCCCUGAUAGGGAUGCCAAGCCGGUCUCCCCUCUCAAGGACGAGCUCUGAGGAGAAGUGACAUUUUUCUUUGAAGAUUUUUGUGGUUAGGCCUUAGUUAAUAAUGUAAUCUCUUGUUUGCUGUAUCUCGCCGAGAAUGGAAUAAAAUUUUGUAUCACCAUCUAUGAGCAGCUGAGAAUGAAAAUUUCUUUUAAUUGUUG
Messenger RNA from Macadamia integrifolia, 1247 nucleotides. Its product is annotated as vignain-like. Gene Ontology annotation, molecular function: cysteine-type endopeptidase activity. The transcript is spliced from 4 exons. Lineage: Eukaryota; Viridiplantae; Streptophyta; Magnoliopsida; Proteales; Proteaceae. Gene Ontology annotation, cellular component: lysosome. The record is from RefSeq and is a predicted model, not a curated record. The coding region runs from base 1 to 1098 and encodes 365 amino acids.